AUGAUCUCCCUGACCGGGAUUCUGAGUCUCCUCUCAGCUCUUGCAGCUACAAGUUACGCUCUCUCGUGUACGCAGUGCGCGUCUCAAUCCAAGACUUGUUCGGACGGUAUCAUCGUGACUUGUCAAUCAGGAUAUAAGUGCGGAUCCAUAUACUCAGAGACCACGGCUGGUCUAUCUGGAGUAAAUUUUGCAUAUCUGCUCAGAUCGUGUUUACCUUCAUCUGAAUGUAAUUUCAAAGGCAGCAUAACCAAUCUGCAACAAAAAACCAGGAUGGUCACUUCAUGUUGUGAAACUGACAACUGCAUCCCUACUAUUCCUGCACUCCCAACACAAAGCUCUGACCCCAAUGGAGUGGUCUGCCGAUCCUGCUUCUCUGGCGACUCUACCUGGUGUUACACUUCAGAUACUAUAAAAUGCACAGGGGAUGAGAAUAUGUGUCUCCUCCAGUCAACACAAACAACAGGACUAACCACAGCUAUACGGGGGUGCGCAACAAAAUCAUACUGUGAACUUGGCGUCCAGUCCCGAAGUUCUACAGGUGCUAAAGUCACCUGCACCAGCGGUGGAAUAAGUGUCCGUACCGUCGUCUUGACUCCGGCCAUUGCGUGUCUUCUGCUGCUGAAAUCGUUCUUCUAA
Messenger RNA from Hyla sarda, 636 nucleotides. RefSeq names its product phospholipase A2 inhibitor and Ly6/PLAUR domain-containing protein-like. The transcript is spliced from 5 exons. The record is from RefSeq and is a predicted model, not a curated record. The coding region runs from base 1 to 636 and encodes 211 amino acids. NCBI's taxonomy places the organism in Eukaryota, Metazoa, Chordata, Amphibia, Anura, Hylidae.